Triticum aestivum (bread wheat) is the source of this 4633-nucleotide messenger RNA. RefSeq names its product putative disease resistance protein RGA4. The transcript has 4 exons. NCBI's taxonomy places the organism in Eukaryota, Viridiplantae, Streptophyta, Magnoliopsida, Poales, Poaceae. The record is from RefSeq and is a predicted model, not a curated record. Gene Ontology annotation, molecular function: ADP binding. Bases 180 to 4256 code for a protein of 1358 amino acids.
AAAUGGAUGAGGGCAGAUAAAGACUGAGAAUAUAGUUAACAAUGCAAUGACCAAAAUCCGAUCGAGCACCCAAACUUCAACAAGAUCCCAUCGCCCACUUUCCCCAACGUCUAACCUACCAUUCUUCCUCCCACGACCCUCAGUACGUAUCCCCCAUCUCCAUCUUGAGAGGCGACCCCAUGGCGGCGAUCGGCGGCAUGCUGGCCGCUGCCAUCCUCAAGGUUGUGGGUGACCAGGUUGGUUCUCUGAUCGGGGGUCAGAUUGCGCUGCAGAUGAAUUUGGACAAGGACCUCAGGAAGAUGAAGAUGGCGCUGGAGUCUGUCGAGGCAGUGCUCAAGGUCGCGGAGAGGCAGUCCAUCACCGACGAACUGACGGGUCUUUGGCUGAAGCGGCUCAAGGACUUCUUGUAUGAGGUCUCUGACAUGAUUGAUGAGUUCGAAGCAGACACACAAGCCAUCACCCAGCCGUCUGCGCGCAAGUUCUCUUUCAAAAACUAUUUGGCAAUUAUGAUCCCUUGCCUGACAAUUGGUCCCAACAUUACAAUGGCCAAUAACAUGAAGAAGAUGAGAGACUAUCUGAAGGUCAUAACAGAUCAACACAGAGAAUUCGAAUUAAUAGAAAGGACUAAUGCCAUUGAGCCAUUGGUUACUGAUAUACAGGACACAUCGUCAAUCUCGGAGACACAAAUCAUUGGGAGGACCAAGGAGAAAGAGAAAAUAUUGGCUUCUUUAUCUGAGAGCAGGAUGAAAGAGAUCACAGUCCUUCCGAUAUAUGGUAUUGGAGGCCUUGGCAAGACGACUUUAGCAAAAAUGGUUUACAAUAGUUCCGAAUUCAGAGAAUACUCCCAAGUAUGGGUUUAUGUGUCCCAGAAAUUUGAUGAGAUCAAAAUCGGAAAUUCUAUAAUAUCACAACUAUCAGAGAAAGGGGAAGAGAGCAGGUACACAGGAAAGCAGAUGGUCCAUAAUUCACUUCAAAAGCUCCUUGCCAAUAAGAAUAUUCUUAUUGUUUUAGAUGACCUAUGGGAGGGUGAGGACUUUAAACUGGAACGUCUGAUGGAUAUGUUAAAGGUUGGGAAGGACAGUAGUGUGACUGUUAUAGUAACCACACGAGAUGAGGGCAUUGCAAAUAAAAUCUCUACCAUCCAACCACACAAACUAGAACCAUUGACUGAUGACAUGUGUUGGACUAUAAUAAAGCAGAAGAGUGGAUUUAAAUCAAGAGGUGACAAAGAACAAUUGGAGGAAAUAGGGAAGGUCAUUGCAAUGAAAUGCGGUGGUGUGGCUUUAGCAGCUAAAGCACUUGGACACACACUGAAAUCAAUGAAGGAGUAUGGUCAAUGGGAAAAAGUGAGAGACAGUAAUAUUUGGACUGCAUCUUCUUUAAGUGAUACAUCUUCUACGGAAGUGCUUCCAUCUCUGAAGUUGAGCUAUUGUGUUAUGCCUUCACAUUUGAAGCUAUGUUUUGCCUAUUGUUCAAUAUUUCCAAAAGGUUACAAGAUACUUAAAGAUGAUCUUAUUCACCAGUGGGUUUCUCUUGGUUACUCUACUUGGGAGCUUGCUGAGAAAUGCAUUAGUCAACUUUUGGGGCUCUGUUUCUUUGAACAAUUGAAGUCAUCACCGACUGUUGAGCUAUAUGAUAGUGACAUUAUAUUGCUGACAAUGCAUGACCUGGUGCACGAUUUGGCAAGAUCGGUCAUGGACGAUGAAAUUCUUUUUGUUGGCAAAAGCACUAAUGCUGCAGAAAGCUGCUACCACUAUGCAUUGCUCGAUGAUUGUAGUAAGCCUUUGGGAUUGGACUUGUCCAAGAUAAGAGCGUUGCGUUUUAUGGAUUGUGACAAAUAUGAACUUCAUGAUGCUGCAUUUUCAUCUGCCAAGUCUUUGCGUGUCUUGGACUUAAGUGAGUGCGCCAUAUAUACGUUGGCGGAUUGUAUUGGUGAACUGAAGCAAUUGAGAUAUCUUAAUGCUCCAACAGUCCAAGAUGCAAAGAUUCCAGACAGUCUCACCAAGCUCUCAAAAUUAAUUUACCUGAAUCUUCAUGGAUCUCCUACAAUUAAAGCAUUACCAGAGUCAAUUGGAGAAAUUGAGGGUCUAAUGUAUCUUGAUUUGUCAAGUUGUUCCAGCAUUAAAAAACUGCCAGAAUCAUUCAGGAGGCUACAAAAGUUGGCGCAUUUGGAUUUAUCAAAUUGCUCGUCUGUUGAAGGAAUAUCGGUGUUCUUAGAGAGCUUCACACAACUAGAGUCUUUGAACUUGUCAUACUGCCCAAAUAUCGGUGAUAUACCAGAAGUUCUGUCCGGCCUAUCCAAACUGCAGUAUUUAAACUUAUCAAACAGCUCAUAUCUUGAAUGUCAUAAAGAAGCAGAAUUUUUGGGUGCCCUCAGAAAACUUGAGUAUUUGAACUUAUCUUCAAGGGAAUGUGGACUCAAAAAGCUCCCUGAAUCUUUCGGCGGAUUCAGUCAACUCAGGUACUUAAACUUAUCAGGUUGGCGAGAUAUUCAGGCGAGAUUAUUUGGGAGUCUGAAGAAUCUGCUCCAUCUUGACUUAUCAGGUUGUCAUAUGGUUGGUGGUGUACAUGAAGCUUUGGUCGGUCUUACCAGUCUGCAACAUUUGAAUUUACAAGAUACACAGCUCAGUUUGUUGCCAGAUGAUCUGACCAAGCUCCGGUAUUUAAACCUAUCUCGACUGAGAAAGAUGGAUGCAGUCAAUUUUCUCUCUGCAGAAACCUGGGACAUUCUCAUCAACCAGAUAUGCAGAAUUAAUCUUUCAGAGCUAGAGCAUUUGGACUUGUCUGGAAAUUUUCAUAUGAAAAGAAUACCUGAAAGUAUUUGUAGCCUGACAAAACUGCACACAUUGAACCUCUCGGAUUGCACAUAUUUGGCAAAAAUACCUGAAAGUAUAUGUACAGCUGGUAGCUUGAAGUUUCUUUAUUUAAAGAAUUGUUACAGUCUUUAUGAAAUACCUCAGCUCGGUAGCAGUGCAAUAUCGUUACCACACUUUGUGGUGCAUGCUGCUGCUGAUGGAUCUAGCAGCAAUCUUGUCCUGCUAAAGCCCACAGAUCCUUUUCAGCUGGAGAUAACUGAACUUGAAAAUGUGAAGUCCGCACAAGAGGCACAUAGUAUAAAAUUGAUGGAAAAGCAAAGCAUUCGGAAGUUGAAACUGGAGUGGACUCGAGGUGUUGAGAGAUUUGUGGAUGACAAAAUGUUGCUGGAAAAACUAGUGCCUCCAAGCACAUUGAGUGAAUUGGAGAUAUGUGGUUAUAAAAGUGUCAUCUUUCCAGGCUGGGUAGUGGGCCAACUACCAAACCUGGACUCAUUGGUUCUCAGAGAUAUGGCAAAUCUGGAAGAGUGGGACACUUCAUACUCCACCGGUGAGGAGAACGUGUUAACACGAGUGAAAAUACUUGAUUGCCCAAUGCUAAGGAUGAAAGGGCCUCUGCCUAAAGCUGAAGAAUGGGAGAUAAUAUGCAGUGAUAAUGUGUUAUCAUCAUGGGAUGAGUGCAUUGUGUCACAGACCAGUGCUUAUUCCUAUUCUCCAGUAACUACUAUGUUGUCAUUUAGAGACUGCAAGGGGCCUCACCAAUGGAGGUGGCUUCGACACUUCCCUGGACUCCCUUCUUUGGAUAUUGCCAAUUGUGGCGUUCUAACCGGCUCACCAGAUAUCAUCCAACUAUUAUCCUCUUUGGAGAAACUAUGCCUAGAAGACGAACACAUAGAAGAACUGCCGAAAUGGUUGGGUGAGCUCCCAUCUCUAAAGAAUCUGAAAAUCAGGCAUAGCAACGGUGUAAAGGAGUUGAACGAGAACAUGAGGCAACUCACAAAGCUUGAAUCACUAGAACUUGCAUUCUGCAAAAGCAUAUCUGUAGUGCCACAUUGGCUAGGCGAAUUGACCUCUCUCAAGAAACUUUGGAUAUCUAACAAUGGAGGCUUGAGGUCUUUGCCCGCAAGCAUACAACAACUCAGCAGCCUCCAGAAAAUAGUAAUUAUUGAUUGCGAUGCGUUAGAGCACGUGGUUGCUGAAUCAGAGGGGGGAAAGAGGAAGCUAACUGACAACCAACAAAGGGAAUCUGCCCUGCCCACGUCUCUAAAGAGUCUUCGUCUACGUGGAUGUGAUGGUAUCAAGUCUUUUCCUGAGGGAAUACAUCAACUCACUAACCUCCAAGAACUAGAAAUAACUAGCUGCACUGGACUAGAGCAAUGGUGUGAAUUAGAGGAAACCAAGUUGAAGCUGGCUCGCAUAGAAACGAAGCGGAUUUGGUUCUAGACAGUGUGCAUAUACUGCACAACCAGGUGGCCAGCUUGCAAACCUGAAUCAACCUGCAAGAUUUUGUUCUGGAUGGUUUAAAUUGUUGGAGUUGAAGGAGGAGCAUCGAGAGCACAGAAAUGACGUGCUAUGGUGAGAGAAACUUGUUUGGAAGACCUGCAGCAUGGGACUUUGAGGCUGCAAGCCAUCGCCUGAAACUCUCAACGUAGUCCUCGGCCCACACCCUCUCUAUUUGUGCUCAGUUUGCAUCUCUUUUCCUGCUUGGGUCACUGCCUCUCUGUUUUUGUAUGUUUGACCAAAUAGGAGAUUGCAGUACCUGUAAUAUUAUAUUUGCGAAUUUCAUUUAUUCGGUCCUCGCUUGUGUUGAGCAUGCCUAA